CCGUCCAUGUGGACAAUUCUAAAGUAUAUGUAAAAAGACAGAAUUACACAAGGAUUAAAAAAUGGAUGGUUCUGUAAAACUGAUUUAAAUUAAUUGUAACAUAAAAUAGUGUUAAUUGUAGAUAACUCUAUGCAUACAUAUAUAAAUUAAAUUGCGAUAUGUAUGUUAUCUGCUCACUCGUUAAGCCAUGGCUCAAUCAGUUCACAGAUGGUGACUUAUUUUAGAUGAUAAUGGAACUCUACGGAGAACUGAGUACAACAACAAAUUUUAUUUACAUAUACUUGUACAUAUGUAUGUUUUAAGGUAAAAUUACACGUACAUCGAACAAUCCCGCAUUCUUCUACCUGAAUAUCGCUGUGAAUACCAUAUAUGUAUAUGGAUCGGAAUGUGUUAUAUCACAAUACAUUUAAACGGGAAUAUUUUGCUUAGCCCAAUGUAGAAAUAUAUAAGAAUAUAAUAUAUAUGUAUAAAAAUAUAUUAAAAUAAUAUGUUUAAUAAUAACUCGCAGUGAAAUUCCAUUGCUCUUGCCUUUGUACAAUUUUUUUGUAAUAAGUACUAAGUAUUUGUAUUAUAUUUAACUAUUAAAUAUUUACACAUCCAACAAUCUUGGAGCCCGCUAUGUGGCCAGCAUGAAAUUGUCUUAUCAAUAUGAAUAAAAAGCCUCACGUUUGAUUCAAUGGGAUCCAACUUUCACAAUUAAAUAGCCAACGUUAUCAAAUGAGCACUUCAGCAUUUAUCUUAAAUGGAUAAAAAAGCGAGAAAGGCUAAUCUAAUGCCAAUUGCGUGUACGAAAUAGUAAAUCACAGAUUAAAUUACUAAGUCUCAUAGAGUUAGCUGAUAGCAACCACAACUGUGAAAUAAAUAAAAAUCUCUGUUCGUCACGAACAAAGUCACACAAAAUGAGCGCGUCACUGUGUGAAGAAGGGGCCUACAAAAUCGCUGCGCCAGAAAAUAAGCAAGCGAUAAAGCCAAAUGAGGAAGAACGCCUGGUCGAUCAACAACAGGAUAAUGCAGGACAAUGGACCAAGCAGCUGGCCUUUGUUGGAUACGGUGCAACCAUAGGUUCAGCAAUUCCUGCGGGUUAUUGCGUUGGUGUGAUGAAUAGUCCUGCAAAGUUUAUGCGCAGUUGGUGUAAUCAAACGCUGAUAGAGCGUUAUGACUGGCACCUGGGAGAAAUGGGUAACAAUAUUUUAUGGUCAACGAUUGUUUCGAUUUUCUUAGUUGGCGGUGCAAUAGGAUCUCUUACAGGAGCAAAAGUGGCCAACCGUUUCGGAAGGCGUAGGAGUUUUCUCUACUGCGGUGUGUUCUUUAUCAUCUCAGCUAUGCUUUUCUACACUUGCCGCAUGCUUCGUUCGGUGGAAGCGCUUAUUAUUGCCCGUUUUCUGGCGGGCCUAGCAUCAGGUUUAACAACGGCGUGUUUGCCUAUGUACCUGUCAGAAGUAGCACCACUAUCGAUGCGCGGUGUUUUAGGUGUCUUCUGUCCGAUGGGCCUAACCGCCGGCGUUGUCAUAUCACAAAUAUUCAGUUUACGAGGCGUCUUCGGUAAUGCUGAUCAAUGGCACUUAGCGAUCAGCCUUUAUAUUGUUCUAGUGUUAAUAUGUUAUGCACCUAUGAACUGUUAUCUAGAAAGUCCGAAAUGGUUAUACAUUAUGAAAGGCGAUAAAGUUGGCGCGCGACAACAACUAGAAAAGUUACGUGGAAACGUUACUGAGAAUGCGAUUAAUAGAGAGAUUUUGGAGAUGGAAGCUGAAGCGAAUGCAAAAAAUCAAGUCAGCAGUUAUAAGGCCGUGCUUAGUGAUCCUAAGCUCCGCUUACCAUUGAUCAUCGUUUGUGCUUAUCAAGGCGGUCAACAAUUGUCUGGUAUUAACGCUAUUUUUUACUAUUCGGUCUCUAUUUUUCUGAAAGCUGGGUUAUCUGCGACUGCUGCCGAGUGGACUAAUUUAGGUGCUGGUAGCCUUAAUUUGGCAAUAUCAUUAAUUGGGCCAUAUUUAAUGGCCCGCUUCAAUCGUCGUCCACUUUUUCUUUUCUCAACGUUUUUUAGUGGAGUCUCUUUGAUGGCAUUUGCACUAUUGCUCUACUUUAUUGACUAUGUCCCUUGGUUCGCAAUGGGUUGCAUCGCUUGCAUAUUUCUUUAUAUUUUCUUCUUCCAGUUUGGUUUGGGUCCCAUUCCAUUUUUCAUUGGAUCUGAACUCUUCGAAGUGGCUCCACGCCCAGCUGCCAUGGCUCUUGGAAGUGUUUCCUCUUGGGUAUGUAAUUUCAUUGUGGGCAUGCUCUUUCCAACACUACAAGAAUUAUGGGGCUCUUUGGUGUUCAUACCUUUCUCCUUGGUCUGCACUUUGCUUUUCAUACUGACCAAACGCUAUUUACCGGAAACAAAAGGGCGCGAUCCAUCGCAUGUUGUACAAUUGGUGGCGAAUGGUUUUAAAUCGAAUAUACAUGAAGGCAAAUAAUUAAAACUUAAGCUUAUGUAGAUACAUUUGAGCAUAUAAUAAGCAUUGCUUAUUAUACUUAUAUAUUACAAACUAAUUUUUUUAAGUUAAAGA
Messenger RNA from Bactrocera oleae (olive fruit fly), 2543 nucleotides. RefSeq names its product solute carrier family 2, facilitated glucose transporter member 1. Gene Ontology annotation, cellular component: membrane. Lineage: Eukaryota; Metazoa; Arthropoda; Insecta; Diptera; Tephritidae. Gene Ontology annotation, biological process: monosaccharide transmembrane transport. Gene Ontology annotation, molecular function: hexose transmembrane transporter activity. The record is from RefSeq and is a predicted model, not a curated record.